ACCCGCAGGUGGUAUAUAACACCCACCGAAGAGCAGUUGCAGCAUCAGUUCCACAAGAGCAAUCAGAAGAAUAGGAUGCACUGCUUCACUUGGACGAUUCUCACAGGCCUUUUGGCCCUAACCACAGCGGCGGGGUUGCCCCAAAGACCAAGUGGUGGCUACCAGGAGCAGGAUACUUCGAGGGCCUUCUACUCCUACGGCUACAGUGAUGACAACGCCGCCCGUGCCGAGUACUCCUCCCGAGAUGGCUCCUCCCGUGGCUUCUAUUCCUACGUGGAUGCCGAUGGCAAACUCCAAACGGUUCGAUACGAGGCCAAUGGUCUUCAGGGCUUCAAGGCGGAGGCAAGUAACCAACCCCAAGCUCCCGUGGACGAGGGAAAGGCUCCGUUGCCCGUCACCGAUACGGAGGAAGUGCAGCAGGCUCGUCUCUCGCACCUGAAUGCUCUGCGAGAUGCGCGGGAGAAGGCUUUGCAAGCUAGUUUGCGGGAAGAAGGCGACAGAAGACAGCAGGAACAGGGCAGGAACAACAAUCAGGAUCAGCAAUCGGAGGAACAGAGUCUCAGCGAUGAAGAUGCGGCCAUUCUAGAAAGAGUUCGACUUGAGCUUGCAGCCAUGUUGGCUGAUCGUCAGCGAGCCAGCAAUCUGCAGAGGAGCAGGGAGGAGCAGGAGCAACGACAGGACCAGGAAAUCCGACAGGAUCAGAGGCAGGAGCUGAGACAGGAACUGAGACAGGAUUUGAGGCAAGAACAGCGUCUGGAACAGAAUCUGCGGCAGGAACUGAGACAGGAUCUGAGACAAGAUCUUAGACAAGAUUUGAGGCAAGAAGAAAGACAGGAUCAACGAGACGAUCGACGACAAGAUCAACGAGAAGAUCGACGACUAGAUCAACGAGACGAUCGACGACAAGAUCAACGAGAAGAUCGUCGGCAAGAACAGCGAGAAGAUCGUCUACAAGAUCAGCGUGAAGAUCGACGACAAGAUCUGAGACAAGAUGACCAAACCCGUCAAGAUCAGCGACAAAAUCUGCGUCUGGAUCAAUCCCGUAACCAAGAGUCGAGCAACAAUCGGCAGAAUGAUCGCCAGAUUGAUCGACAACUAUCGAUUUCCGCCGAUCGCAACGCCGAAGAUCUGCGCCUGCGCACCGUUUACUCCCUGGCCGAUCUCAGUUCCAGCAGCUAUCUGAAGCUCGGCGACUUGGCCAGUGCCGAGAAACUGCUCGAGGAUCGUUUGGACAACAGUGAUCUGCGUGUGCCGAUCGGGGCCUACUACACUCUGGUUUCGCCCACUACCAAGUACAGUGUUACCACGCCCACGGAACUGAGAACCCUGCGACCAGUUGCCCUCAGUCGCAGUUUAUUGGUGAGCAAACGCAAUUGAUGGCUUAAAAGAACGGAUCUGGGGAUGGAUAUAGGCCGGCUUAUGAUCGUGAAAAAGAUUGAGUUUGAAAGCAAGUUUGCAGUAAGAUGAACUACAUUAUAUUCGACAU
Messenger RNA from Drosophila ficusphila, 1486 nucleotides. It is a transcript of the gene Cpr72Ec, whose product is annotated as trichohyalin. Gene Ontology annotation, molecular function: structural constituent of chitin-based larval cuticle. Lineage: Eukaryota; Metazoa; Arthropoda; Insecta; Diptera; Drosophilidae. Bases 76 to 1377 code for a protein of 433 amino acids. The record is from RefSeq and is a predicted model, not a curated record. The transcript has 2 exons. Gene Ontology annotation, cellular component: chitin-based extracellular matrix.